This is a messenger RNA of Trifolium pratense (red clover), 1086 nucleotides long. RefSeq lists its product as uncharacterized. The transcript has a single exon. The record is from RefSeq and is a predicted model, not a curated record. Bases 1 to 1086 code for a protein of 361 amino acids. NCBI's taxonomy places the organism in Eukaryota, Viridiplantae, Streptophyta, Magnoliopsida, Fabales, Fabaceae. Gene Ontology annotation, cellular component: intracellular membrane-bounded organelle.
AUGAUCAUGAAAUCUCUUCCUUUAAUACUUUUCUUUCUCUUCACUUUCUUCUCCUUCAACCCUUUAUUCUCAUUAGCCUCAAAACCCUCUUACAAAGACCAUUGUGGUUCUAUCAUCCCAGAAACACCUCCAACAAUCAAACUCAAAUCCAACUCUUUUCCCUUAAGUGAUAAAAAUACAGGUGACUACAUAGGAGGUGAUAGUAUCAUCAAUGUUGAUGUUUCUUGGAACAAGUUUUCCUUAUACUUUCCACCAAGAAACACAUAUGCAACUUCACACCCUCAUAUUUUCAAAAUUGCAGCCACUAUAUCAUUCAGAAGCACCAUUGAUGAUUCACAUUUUCAAAGAGGUUACUUGACCUUCAAGCUAGAUGGUUUUUGGUCUCAAUCAUCAGGCAAUGUUUGCAUGGUUGGAAAAAGCAAAGGUGUUUCCAAAAAAGGUGAUUCUCUUAAUCUUGAUGUUGUUUUUAAGCUUAACAAUGUCUUCAAUUCAAGUAACAUCACUAGCUUAAUUAGUGGAAGCUUAGAGAGUUUGAGUUCUGAAAAGGGUGAUGAGAAAAAUCAUUACUUUGAACCAAUUUCUUUAAUGAUGUUUCCAAAAGCUAAUUACAAUUAUAGUUUGGAUUCUAAAGAAGUUGAAAAUGAGUUCUCUUUUGAUAGUGAUGAUGAUGAGGAAGGUUUAUCACUAAACUUUGAUUCAAAGAGUUUUUGUUCAUAUCCACUCUCAAGUGCUAUUAAAAGACUUCAACUAGAGUACACUGAUGAGUGCAAUUCUUCAAAGAAUUGUGCUAUAAUUAGUGGAAGUUCUAGUGAUCAAUUGCCAUCACAAAUCUCUUUGAAAGCCAUUGAAUGUUCUCCUCAUGCUAAGAAGCAUAGGAUUAGAGUUUUGGUUGAAUUUUCAAAUAGUGUUGAUUACUAUUGGAAUAGGCAUAACCAAAGCUUCAAUACCAAAACUAAGUUAAUAGGAGAAGGAUGGUGGGAUGAGAAGAAAAAUAUGUUGUGUUUGGUUCUUUGCCAUUUCACUGGCACAAGCACAUCUACAUCCUUGGAUGAAACUCAUGUUGGUGAUUGUUCAAUAAGAUUGUGA